Molecule: messenger RNA, 426 nt
Organism: Insectozyma verbasci
Lineage: Eukaryota; Fungi; Ascomycota; Pichiomycetes; Serinales; Debaryomycetaceae
Source: the annotation of a GenBank genome assembly
AUGAUUAGUUAUCCUAAAAGAUCUAUCGAUACUACACCAUUCGUAAAUCAAUUAAACAUAAUAGAAUCAUCUAAGAAUAACAAUAGAUUAAGUCAAAAAUCAUCACCUAUUGUCGAUCCAUAUUGGAUUAAUAGAUCAAGAAAAUAUACUAAUUUACAUCAUCAUCAAGAACAACAACAACAACAACAACAACAACAACAACAACAACAACAAGUACAGCAACAACAACAACAACAAGUACAACAACAACAACAACAACAACAACAAAAACAAAAACAGAAUAAUAAUGUUCAACCAACUACUAUUAAAGAUUCUUUAUCAUUUGAACCUUUUACACCAAUAGUCAUAUCAAGUCAAAAGAAUAUAUGGAGUUGUAAUAAUAAUAAUUCAAAUAAUAGUGGUAAGAUGACAACUAUAUGGGGUUAA